Messenger RNA from Dermacentor silvarum, 6503 nucleotides. RefSeq lists its product as uncharacterized. The record is from RefSeq and is a predicted model, not a curated record. The transcript is spliced from 7 exons. Bases 236 to 1555 code for a protein of 439 amino acids. Lineage: Eukaryota; Metazoa; Arthropoda; Arachnida; Ixodida; Ixodidae.
CGCUUCGGAUGGGGGGGAUGGGCGCAGCCUGUGUCGUAAACAGCAGUCCGGUGUUGUCGUGGUUGCGACGAGAAAUGCACCUACGCUGACGCGCUGGUCGUUGUUUAACGCCGCCGGCGGCCUCCACGCAUUGGCCAUUGACGCUCGGUAGCUGUCGUCAUCCGAGCCGGCAGCGGGUGCGGCGGCGAUCGCGCUUGUUUUCGUCUGCGGCGCGAGAGCAGACGACGACGGCGUCAUGUCGGCCACGGCUUCUCCGCUCGCGGGAUGCCCGGACGUCUCGUCCUUCCCGCCUUCGUACAGCGAAGCCACCCGGCAGCACGCUUCACUGGGCGGUGGACUGAGCUUCGUGGAUUUCUUGCCUUACUGCAUCAGUUCGGGCGGCCUCUUCAGCACGCCGACGUUCGAGCCGUUCAGGGUGCUGCUCCAACGUGCCAAUGACUGGCUUAAGGAGAACUGCACCUGGGAAGUGAAGACAUGCGAGAGCGUCGAGUUCAAGACCUCAUCCGAGGUGGUCAACACCGAGCGCAUGACAUACUAUGAGUACGGCGAGCAGAGCACCCGCUACGUGCGCAGUCUGAGGCUAUGGCUCGUUCCACGCCUCGACCAGAGCCGACCUGCACAGCAGCUGGAGUACCGCAACCUGAUCCCGCAACAGACGGGCCAUGCGGGGCUGUUCGGAAUGCCCACAUUCGAGACACUGCACGAACUUCUGGAACGCUACAACCAGCAGCUCAUGCACCAGCCUGCACCAGGGCGGGUUCUGGCGGUGGAGACGCAAGAGAUGAAGAUCCCCAGCUACUCAAACUUCGACCCCGACCGGUCGUACUGGUCCGAGUAUGGCGGACGCAACCGGCACUUCCUCUUUGUGGUGCGGGUCUUCUACGAGCUUGGCUCAACGAGUUGCGAGGAAAUCGGCGUGGCAGACUUUGUGCCCCUGCGGCAGUCGACUGGUGGCCUCUUCUCGUUCCCGAGGUACGAGCCGUUCUGCAACGUCAUCGGCCGGGCGGCCCAGUGGUGCUCCCAGCAGGGCUCGUUGCGUUUCUGCAACGCCCAGUCCCUCGAGAUCAAGCUGAAGUCAGGCACCAUGGUGGACACACAGCGCAUGUCGUACACGGAACACGCGGAGCGGACCACCUUCUUCGUACGGGUGUUGAGGGUGGCCUACAGCAAGGAGCCCGUGCCCAUAGAAGGGGGACUGCCCCCUUCCCCUCCCUUGGCUCUGCACUGCAAGACCUUCAUGCCGCUGCAGCUGACGCGCGGAAUCUUCGUGCCCGAGUUUGAGAGCCUGUCGGCCACCAAGAAGCGUGUCGAGGCCUGGAUUAGGGCCACCGGCGCUCGUGUGCUGAGCUGCGAGACAGUGGCCAUGCGCUUGUUCACCGGCGGUGAAGCCCACGCCGGCAUCGAGAGCAGCUUCACGUACAACAACGGCAACCGCAGCGAGUACUGGAUCUUCGUACUGCGCGUGUACCUGGACGGGUCCUACCAGGAGCCGCCACAGGAAGUGAUGCCCCCUCCGCCAGAGGUGCGCGACGUCGGCUGCUGCGCCAUUCUCUGAGCCGCUCCUAGCUUCGCUGCGUGCUUCGCCUCCCCUGUCUCUAUCUUCGUGACAUUCUCCUAGUGUAGGCUGCAUACGUUAUCUAGUGAAGUCUCGGGGGCACCCUGCUAGUAUCUGUGUUUAGGCAUUUCCCGGACACACUGCGUGUUCCUGGUGGGUGUAACGUGUCUUGUCAAAUGCGCCCUCACGUCUGCCUUCAGCCGGUAGGCAAACCUUUUCUGCCGAAGCUCUCUUAUCUCGCCUGGCAUCUUCUGGUGGACACAUCCGACCUCGAGUGGGGCGACUUCGGGUGCCUCUGCUUGCUUGGUGUGCGGACAAUGCAUUUUGUUGGAUGUGCCGUUAAACUAGCGAGUGUGGAAGCGCUAGGCCUGCUUAUCUCAUCAGGAACAUCUGGGCAUUACUGUGGUGCCUGCAGAGAGACUUAACGGUGCCUCUCUGAUGUGGCCAUUCUGUGUUCUGCUAGAUCUGUGCUGUCACACUUAUCCUGUGUCCAAGGGAGCCUUUUUGGGAAGGCACAUUCUGUUGCCAGGCAUCUUUGCCCGGUGAAUAACUUGGUGGGGACUUGCGUGCCCGCCUGGCACGGACAUUUUACCUUGUUGAACCUACAGAUACAUGCAGUGCUACCCUAUGGGAACACGCUUCCGGUGCACCUUAUCUCAUCAUGCAUAGCUGAGCAGCCAUCUGGUGCGCAAGUGUGGCCUGGUACUUGGUUCCCAGCCUGCUUUCAGUGGAGUGACUGUUUUUCAUAACGAUUGCCCUUGCCUUGUGCCCCAGAUGGCAUCCUUUUGUUGUGUACUGUAUUAUCGAAUAUGUUUGCAUAGUUAUGUAAAGCUCUAUGUGCCUUCAGCCACUUAAUGUCACUCUCUCACUAAAAAAUGCACUGUUUGAAACAUUUCUUAGCGCGUUCACAUGUCUUGCGAGAGAUAAGCAGCCUGUAUAGCUUUGCCAGCAGCAGCAGCAACUCUUACCAGCAACCGCGUGUAAUGCAUUUCUGACGUGUUUUUAGUGUGUGUAUUCACUCCGUACAAUUACUGCCCGGAAACCCCAACAGAAAUGCAUUCCGUAAUGUCACAGGUGUGUUGUGGUAUGCAUCUUGGCUAUAACAUUGCGGUUCUUCCAUGACUAAACCUGGACAUGUUGAUGCGAGGCACUGUCACACUUUUGGCCACAAAAGUUUACGGGACACAAGUUUCAUGACAUAUGUGAAAUUCUGUGCUGUUAAGGCCUAGUGCUUCUAAUUUAUUGAAUCACCAUGUCGGUCACAAAAGCUAAUGCAGGCUGCAACUUUGAAUUCGAGGCUGUGUGCCAAGACUUCGCAGGAAUUUAGCUUCUUUCUGCAAAUUCCAUGUCCCAUAAACUUUUGUCACCAACUCUACAUUGGAGAGACGCUCGACAAUGUUUCUGUCUUAGUUUAGAGCAGCUACCCUCCUCUGUGCCACUUGUUUGUGGUAUAGCAUUUACCGAUGCCUCGUAUCACAAACUUGCGUGUUCUGGUGUUUGCUGGUCAUCUGGGAAAUGGAUCCCAAUAUGCUGGUGCAGUAUUAAGCUGCAGCCUUUCCCGCCUUUGGAAAGCUCAGUACCAGACGCAGUUUCACAGAUUUGCUCAUGCUGCUCACACAGAUUUCACAGAUUUGCAACCUGCAAAUGACAUUUGCAUUAAUGGCUGGUCCCGGUGAAAACAGCAUGUGACAGCUUGCAUGAACCAGUGAUAAAACAUACAAAGGGAAGAUCAGGAUAGGUACUUAUAAAAAAUGCGGCCACAGAAAAAAAAAAAAAAAAGUUUAUAACAUGCUGCAGAAGGCAUGCUCAUUUUCUCACACACUUUUUAGCUGAUGCAAAUGGUGCAAAAGUUUAUUCACAUUGCCUCUAAGAACCACGUUAUGUGGCACCAAGCUUCUAGUAUUCUAGUAGUAGCAGGAAGUUUCUAGUAGCUGGUAGAUUCUAGCUGGCCCCCAUAUUGCUUUGGCGUUACCACUUAAACGCAUUGCAGCGUAAAGCGCUGCUGAAUGUCAUAAUGAUUGUCAUUAUCAUCCGAUUCUAGACAGCUUCUUGGCAAAGCCUAGGAUGCUUGUGUACGUUGCAAUUCUUAUCUCAUCAGAAAUUUCUAUGCGCACUGAUAAUGUUGUAACAGGAGGUUUCUUUCACAACGCCAUCUGAAUCGGUGGUGCAAACUUGUUAUCUCUGCAGAUGUUUACUGUACACUGCCAGCUAGGACUUAAUGCGCAACAAGCCAUAUUUUGACAUGACCUCUGGGCCAACAAGAACUGGUUUUUACCAUGCAAACGUUUACGUUGGAAUGGUUUGGUUGAUAUACCUAGAGUCUAACGUUUCUGAGGCUGUAGUCUCAGAUUUAGUGAUACAGUCAAACGUUUAUAAACAUACACGGAUAUUACGAAUUAUGGGAUAUAACGAAGUAAACUUAAAAUUUUUUUCUUUUACUGAUAUCAGCGUGUACGCUUAUAAGGAAUAUUGGAUAUAACGAACAUAUUUUCGUGUCGGGUGCGACUUUGUUAUGAGAUUUGACUGUACAAACUUGCGUGUUCAUGCUUAUGGGAACAUUUUCACGUGGUCGACUUUUUUGACAUCUCGCGAGAUGUGCUUGUAGAGUUUUAUCAUUUCCCAUCUUGCCGAACAAACGCUCCAUCACUGUGGAUAGUGACGCCAUCGUGCAUUGCUAGUUUUCGCUUCGCUUGCACAGUAGUUAUUGCAAAGAUUUAUCACAGUCAAUUUUUUUUGUCAUUGUUAGCAGCGGUUUGUGCUACAUAUGCUUCAGCACUCUUGCCCAAUUAUCAUCUACCGUAAGUCAUGUCUAAACCUCACUUCAUAUUAUCUAUAAGACUGUUGCUGCAUCAUUAAGAUUUUACGUUACCAUGGGUGCUGUACACCAGACUUAUAUGUUACGUGUAAACUUCUACCGUGUUCUCGUCUAGUAAGACUGAAGGAAUAUGCCUUUUUUGUGUGAACAGUGUUGUCCUCAACUUUGUGUUGUGUACAUUGCGAGAAUGGAUGUCAUAGUUCCUGUUUGGCUUUGAGUUAUAUGUAACCACAAUUCCUGUAGAGUGAAGAAGUCUGGUCCAUUGUCUUUCAGUUUUAGAGAUUCCUGUUCUUAUUUACGACGGGGCCUAGGUGGUGCCUGAUUACAGAUUAUGCAGACGACGUGACAGCAAAUUACCAUGCAUUGUUACAGACAAAAAAAUAAAAAAAAAAUGGAAAAGAUAGUUUCAUUUAUUCAAUCCUUCUGUCAUAGCAUAGUUUAGUCAAUGACAGCUAAGGCAUGCAGGAGAAGCUCCUGUAUGCCUUUAUGCUAACCCAUGUCGUCUGAGGCGUUUUUUGGCAGGACACACCACUGUGGUGCGGUCACACACUGACACCACUACUACGACUUUCCCGACAGUUCUGUUCGAAAGUAUCGCAGAGAAUUCGAAUUUCGGACAGCAAAAGUGGAAUGGUAGCACCUGCGUAACCGACUUACUUAAGUUGCAACGGUAAAGAAAAACUGUUCUCGUUGAGCGAGCCAUAUGUUCUUUGUUUGCAGAUAGAAGGAAACUUUGGCACAAAUAUCUUGUUAUUCAGCCUCUGUUAAGGCACUCAACACUUGCGCCUUGUCGUUUACAUCUCAUUGGUGCAAAUGGUUUCACUACUGCGGCCAAUUCAUGCACACUGACCGCAGAGAAUUAUAGCAUACUGCCACUGGUCUACUGUUACUAGUAUACUGUACUGGCCACCUGCCAGCUUUUCACGUGCUAGCUAAUGUUGAGGGUGGAGGGGGCAACAAGCAGCAUCGUCUUUCUCUCAACUAUGCCUCGUAUUUUUUUUAAGAGUGAACCAUUCUUUUUUAGUCAUGUGCAAAGUUUAUUGUGCAACUCUGAGCACUGUUCACCUGUAUGAACAAUCGUAGCUCCAAAUUACUUUUUUUGUGGCAUAUUACUGUCUAAACUAUGUGGUGUACACCCUUGUAGUUUUUUUAACCAGAACGCAUGUGCAUUGGCCACAUGGCAUGUAAUGCCUUAUGACGGCGAGAGAGGCAAUACUAUGUGCAAGCGCACAAAGCAAUCUCCUGUUCGAAUGUCGUCUGCUACGCUGUUUGUUUCAAAAGUACACACGCCCUUGCCUUUGUGAUAAUGUGAGGCCAUAUCAUGUAACGUCACGAAUAGCCAGGCCACACAGCUACAAGUAUUUGCAGUCAUUGCUUCGCUCCUGAUUUUCUUAAUUACAGUAAAGCCUCGUUAAUAUGUACUUGGCGGGGAACGUGGAUCAGGUAGGCACUGAGCGAUUUAGCAUGAGCGGUUAUAGACUUACCGGCCCAAAAAACAUGUUAAUUCUUACUCAGACACACACGCAGACAAGUUUUUUUACAUAAUAGCGUAGCAGACGAUGCUCCCAGCGGAGAUUGCACACUGUCACCUAUCUCGCCGUAAUAAGGUGCUGACAUGCCAUGUGGGCAAAGCUUGCGCAUUCUGGUUAAUUACAAGGGUGUACAUACAUGUAACAUGACUUAAUUAGCAAGCACAAAGCUGGCAGGUGGCCAAGGCAGUAAUAGAAGAGUGACGGAGAUACAUAUUAAAAUGCUAUAGUGACAUUAUUAAAAAAUGAUUGAUUUGUAUAGUGGCCACAGAUCUGCCUAUGUGUUCAAGCUGCUUUGUCACCUCGCUGGUGCUUUCGCAGAUGUUUUCAAAUCUCUGAAUAUUGCCACGUGUUUUGCUUUGUAAAGUGUGCGUGAACUACCCGAUAUUUUGUUUGAGUUAUGCACACCAAGGCGUUUUGCAUGGAAAGCUGUUGUAUACAAAUGUGUAAUUGUCAUUUUAGCAGCAUUGAGAGUAUUACAGAGCAAGUGCCGUUUUUCGUUGAUUGGAAAAUGUACUUAUAUGUCAAGCUGCUGGUUGUUCAGUGCAGAACAGUAUGCGUGUUAAACAGGUGGAUUCAAUAAAGCGCUUUUUGUUGGGUGCUA